Messenger RNA from Effrenium voratum, 321 nucleotides. Lineage: Eukaryota; Dinophyceae; Suessiales; Symbiodiniaceae. The record is from the annotation of a GenBank genome assembly.
AUGUUUGAUGAGUCGCUUGGGCUGACCGUUCUCGCUGAAGACGACUGCGAUGAAUAUGAGGAUGGCCAGAAGCAAUUUCUCGCUCAGUUUGUGGCUGCCAAACCUCGUUGUGGUGGCCUCCCGAACACCAAAGCGAACUUCGAUUGUGGAAAGCUCCGCGAGACAAUGUGGCGCAGCAUGCCGGGAAUGCACAAUGGGACCCGCUUGGUGAGGUCAGCCUUUUUGUUCAACCUUAGCGUUGGAGAGCUGCGCAGAGCUGCGCCCAGUCUGGCCAAAGGCAACUCGCAUCAUGGAACUGCAGAGAUGACUUCUCCUGAGUAG